This is a messenger RNA of Carica papaya (papaya), 4001 nucleotides long. The record is from RefSeq and is a predicted model, not a curated record. Lineage: Eukaryota; Viridiplantae; Streptophyta; Magnoliopsida; Brassicales; Caricaceae.
CGAUUACCCGGCCCGACUUCCAUUUCCUUGCACGCUGAGCAAGUGUGCAUCAUCGCCAUCCUCCCCUCCCCUCCCUUCUCCCUUCUGUGUUCCUCUCCAGAUCCAACUCCCAUAUAUUCAAAAGUUGCAGAGCGAGAAUUCAGCGAGAUCUACCUCCAACUUCGAGAUUUUUGUCUCUAUCACUGAACAAAGAGGACUUCUUUUUUUUUUUUUUUUUUCUUUUUUUAGAUCCAAUAAAAUCCACUCUCUCUUUUUGAUUCCUGAUUUCUUACUGCGUAUUUCAUUUCAAGCUCACAGUACUGGCCAAGAAAGGAAGAGGUAACCAGUUGUUGAUGACUCUCGGAUCUUGAAAAUGGAUUCACAGCCUUCCCAGUCGGGAAGGUCGUCGACCGGCUCACCCGUAACCGUCCUUGGCUGCAGCAGCUCCUCAACCUUGGUAAAAUCAGUCUCUGAUGCUGGAAUUCAAAGCCUCUCUUCUAUUCUUAACAAUCCUAAUGGUGGCUCCUGGGUCGGUUGGUGGUCCUCCACCACCUCCGUCACCCUCCCCGAAUUCGCGCCGAUAACCUCAAGUAAAGCCUCCUCGGACCUGGCCCGAUCCGAUUUUCAGAGCUACGCUUCGUCCAUAUCGGAGUCUUAUAAUCGAUUCGAGGAUAUUAGAGAGCACGCGAGCAAAGAGAGCCUAGAUUUGGAGAAGAUCGGUGGGCAGGGGGAGGCGCUGGUGGCUUGUUUGCGCGAGGUUCCUGCUCUUUAUUUUAAGGAGGAUUUUGCCCUGGAGGAUGGGGCCACAUUCCGGGCUGCUUGCCCGUUUUCGAAUGUAAAUGAGAACUUAGUCCUGCAGGAGAAGUUGUCACAGUACUUGGACGUGGUGGAGCUGCAUUUGGUGAAAGAGAUCUCGUUGCGCUCCAAUUCGUUUUUUGAGGCGCAGGGGCAGUUGCAGGACUUGAACGUUAAGAUUGUGGAGGGUUGUAGCAGGAUCCGCCACUUGAAGGAGACCAUUCGGCUUCUCGAUCAGGACUUGGUUGACUCCGCCAGGCACGUUCAGGAGUUGAACGCCGCCAGAACUUAUUUGUUGGCGCUGCAACAGAAACUGAGGCUCAUAUUAUAUGUUAAUCAAGCAAUCUCUACGCUCAAAUUGCUUGUCGCAUCUGCAGAUUGUGCCGGAGCUUUGGAUGUCACUGAUGAUUUACAGCAUUUGCUGGUACGUGUUUGUAAUGAAAAAUUGCUUAUUUGUAAUUAUUCUUUUCUGAUGUCUAACUCAACUGGAUUUUUCAGCAAUUCUUUCUUGCCCUUCGUCAAGGUUCUUUAUUAUGGCUGUGUUAUAUUUUGGCUUAUUCUCACUGCAGAAUUUAUGCGUGCUUCAAUAUAUGUUGGAGAUACAGAUAUGAUCAUCUUGUCCACAGCAAAAGCAAGCUCCAUUUCAUCCCAUGGAAAGGAUGAUGACAGAGUGAAGUUGGAUGAGGAUGAAACUUCUAGUUUACGAGAUCGUCUUCUUCCUCUUAUAAUUGGAUUGCUCAGAACAAUGAGAGUACGGAUUAACAACAUGAGUGAAGUUGAUUUAUUUAUGCUUCAAAGAUUCAGAUUUACUCCUGGAGAUCGUACUGUGGAUACAAAUGGUGGCGGCUUGUCCCUUGCAAGUAAGUUAAGGAGCUUGUCAUCUGAUAGCUUUGUUCACCUUUUAGAUGCUAUCUUCAAGAUUGUACAGGCACAUUUAGUUCGAGCUGCUGAAGUGAAAAAGGCCAUUGAGUGGAUUAUGUGUAAUCUUGAUGGUCAUUACGCUGCAGACUCAGUUGCAGCUGCAAUUGCCCAUGGUGCAGCAGCUGCAGAAUCAGCUGAGGACACUUACAGUCAAGUUGGUUCACCUCUGCCAUAUUCAUCUCUUCGAAGUGUUGCGAAGGUCCCUUCAUUGCAGGGAAAGGCAAAUGAUGCAUCCAACCCCUCAAACAUGUCAAGAAAUUUCAGAGCUGAUGUAUUAAGGGAGAACACAGAAGCUGUGUUUGCGGCUUGUGAUGCUGCUCAUGGGAGAUGGGCAAAGCUCCUUGGUGUCCGUGCUCUCCUUCAUCCAAAGUUGAGAUUGCUGGAGUUCUUAAGCAUAUAUAACAUUACCCAAGAGUUUAUUACUGCUACUGAAAAGAUUGGUGGGCGGCUGGGGUAUAGCAUUAGAGGAACGGUGCAGUCACAGGCCAAAGCCUUUGUUGAUUUCCAGCAUGAAUCUCGAAUGACGAAAAUGAAGGCUGUGCUUGACCAAGAAACAUGGGCUGAAGUGGAUGUUCCUGAUGAAUUUCAGGCCAUAGUAACUAUGCUAUUAUGUUCUGGAACAUUGAUUUCUGGUGAUACCGGGGAUGGUCAAGGUAAGAUAACGGACCCAAAUUAUGACAUCUCAAGCAAUGAUAAGUCUUUUGUGGCAGACACUGGGCCUCAGAAUUCUGAAUUGCGAAUUAAGCAGAUUGAUUCAAGUGAAAUAUCUGUACAUAAUACUGCUAAAGUUAAUUCCACAUCUUCAGCUGAGGCAAUUGAAAGAAAUAAAGCUGAUGCUGAGCCCCAUCCAGCUCCAAGUAACAAUAGUAACACAAAGGAACGCGGAAAAUCUACCUCCCAAAAACUUUUCUAUGGAGGUGUUGGUUAUCACAUGGUAAACUGUGGCUUAAUGUUACUGAAGAUGUUGUCAGAAUACAUUGAUAUGAACAAUUUUUUGCCAGCAUUGUCUUCAGAAAUUGUUCAUCGUGUUGUGGAGAUUCUGAAAUUUUUCAACACGAGGACGUGUCAGCUGGUUCUAGGUGCUGGUGCAAUGCAGGUGUCAGGUUUGAAGUCUAUCACUUCGAAGCAUCUGGCCUUGGCUAGUCAAGUCAUCAGCUUUACAUAUGCUAUUAUUCCUGAAAUCCGGAGAAUUCUUUUUCUGAAAGUACCUGAGACACGAAAAGCAUUAUUGUCGUCAGAGAUUGAUCGAGUAGCUCAGGAUUACAAGAUUCACCGAGAUGAAAUCCACACGAAGCUGGUUCAGAUAAUGAGGGAAAGAUUGUUGGUUCAUCUGCGUGGUUUGCCUCAGAUUGUUGAGAGCUGGAAUGGGCCUGAAGAUGUUGAUCCACAACCUAGUCAGUUUGCUCGAUCUCUAACAAAGGAAGUCGGCUACCUUCAACGUGUUUUAUCUCGAAUGUUACAUGAGAUGGAUGUUCAAGCAAUUUUCAGGCAAGUUAUCAUAAUUUUCCACACACAAAUUUCAGAAGCAUUUUCACGCCUAGAGAUAAACACUCCACAAGCAAAGAAGAGGUUGAAGCAGGAUGUUAAACACAUUCUUGGAUGCAUUCGGUCACUUCCUUCUGAUAAUGUUACCAGUACAUCUGGCAUCCCUAAUUGGGGAGAACUGGAUGAAUUCUUGGUGCAAAAACUUGGAACAGUAGCUGAUUGAUGUACGUUAUUGUAAAGUAGUUAAUUGAUUGCUUCCUUGAUGGAAGGCUAACCACAGUUGGAGGGAACAUUUUAAGAUGUCAGAAACAAGUCUCAGAAAAUGCCCUUACAUUGUAGAAUAAUUGAGGUGUAUUUAUCAGUCUCCGGUGGAUAGAUUACAUACUGUUGACGCACAUUCUAAGUGUUGCAGCUAGAAGUGUGUUGGAGCUGGAGUUUUGUGCCCCUUGGACUUUGGCAUGUUAGUUUGUAAUUAGUAUCUUCCCUCGACAUCAUCUUGUUCCCUUGAUGUAAGUCUCGGGUUGAAGGUGGAACAUAUAUAUUUUCUAUUUCCAGUCGACAAACCGAUAGAAAGGAUUAGUUUACAGGACAGCAAUCUUCAUUCUCUAGGUAAUUGUGUUACUAUUUUUAGCCUAUUAUGGUACACAGUUUUCAUCCUUAUCAUUUCUUUAGCUGAUGUAAAUCUUUUUUGCUUGGGAGGGAAUCCUCUUUGACUGCCUGAAAACUUCACGGAUCAUGACAAAUAUUUUCCAUCUAACUGUCACGGUUCUUUGUAAUUUGUUAUUCUAUAUAAUGGUGAAACGGAUCUUUUCCUUUUUGCU